Messenger RNA from Caenorhabditis auriculariae, 582 nucleotides. The record is from the annotation of a GenBank genome assembly. Lineage: Eukaryota; Metazoa; Nematoda; Chromadorea; Rhabditida; Rhabditidae.
AUGACUGAAGUCGGAGAGAAAGGCUACAUCGAGUCGGCCAUCGACAAGACCAAGGAGCUCGCCUCAGAAGCCGCCGAGAAAAUUGCCGACGCCUACCACAGCGUCGUCGGCGAACCAAACGUUGAGGAUAAGGCUCGCGAUAACUUGAAAGAAGGCGUCGACAAGGCCGCAGACAAGGUUAUUCAAACUGCUGGAAAUCGAAAACCAUGAAUAAGUUGUAGACAAAAGAACUUCGCCACGAUGCACACGAAGCCAAGGAAGACGCCAAGGCGGACGCCGAAGGAGCGAAGAAAGACGCCGAGAAGAAGUGGGAGCAGAUGAAGACGGACGCAAGUGAGACUUGGAAGGACGUCAAGGACAAAACUUCUGAUAAGUGGGAAGACAUCAAGGAGAAGGCUGAAGACAAGAAGAACGACGUCAAGGAGUCCUACCAGGACGCCAAGGACAAGACGGCAGAGAAGGUGCUGAGUUGCUUCGAGAUAUUCUUUUUUCACGUCGUCUUUAUUUCAGUCUGAGAAAGCUCGAGAAAAAGCCGGUGAUGCGAUUCGCAGUGCUGCUCGGAAGGUCGAGGGCUCUGAUUAG